This is a messenger RNA of Aureobasidium melanogenum CBS 110374, 819 nucleotides long. RefSeq lists its product as uncharacterized. The transcript has 2 exons. Bases 1 to 819 code for a protein of 272 amino acids. NCBI's taxonomy places the organism in Eukaryota, Fungi, Ascomycota, Dothideomycetes, Dothideales, Saccotheciaceae. The record is from RefSeq and is a predicted model, not a curated record.
AUGGCGACGGUAGCAGGUGCAGUGCAAGUAUCGAGGUCAGACCUCAAUGGAUCACCACAAUCAUCUCGAGCAUCAUCCCCAGAUCUAGAUACACUGGAACGACUAGGCGCAAAUCUCCAAUUCGAAGUAGUCGACAAUACACCUCAGGCCGUACAGACGAUAGAGAAUCAAGAAGACGAAGACGAGGAACUCGAGUUCCAACUAUUUGCUCCCACAAGAUCUACAACCGAUGCCUCUACUCCUGCCCCAGUCGCUCAGAAGAUUCGUAUUCGCUCGCCAUCAGAGGAAGUCAGAGAACCAGGAAUCAUCGGUUACGGACGACCCUUGAGUUACUAUCAUACUGGAGAGCUUGAUCCCGUACGCGCUAAGGAAUAUAAGGUUGCUGCUGUGUCAGGUGCAGACGUACUGGCCAUGUCUAAGCUACAAUGUACUGGCUGCGUGUAUCCUUGGAAAGUCGUUACCAUCCCGUCUUCACAAGCCAAAGCAGCUCUCGCAGCUGCGGCAGCCCAGAACCCUGCAGCCGAAGUCUUUAUACCAGAUGUACCAAAGAAGCGUACCCGUCUGGGCAAGAAGGACAGAAUAAAGAAGAGACAGAAGCUGGCUGCUAUCAAGGCAAAGAAGGAGGAAGAGAGCAGGUCAAAAGAAGAAAAGGAAAGAGCUGAGCGUGAAAAGAAGGCCAGGAGAAACAGAGAGAAGAAAUUCAAGAAGAGAGCCAGAGACAAGGCCAAGAAGGCUGCUGGAAAAGAAGGAGACAAUGCAGACGGGAGCGAUGCUGAGUCUGAUGCCGAGAGCAAUCCAGAUGUCGAGAUGGCUUCAUGA